This is a messenger RNA of Lethenteron reissneri (Far Eastern brook lamprey), 6380 nucleotides long. RefSeq names its product collagen alpha-2(IV) chain-like. Gene Ontology annotation, biological process: extracellular matrix organization. Gene Ontology annotation, cellular component: collagen trimer. Lineage: Eukaryota; Metazoa; Chordata; Hyperoartia; Petromyzontiformes; Petromyzontidae. The record is from RefSeq and is a predicted model, not a curated record. Gene Ontology annotation, molecular function: extracellular matrix structural constituent conferring tensile strength.
UUGGGGAAUUGCUGGCAGUGCCGUCUGCUCACCACGUGGCUGCUACUGCUGCAUUCCCACUCAUCUGUGGCUCCUCCUGGCGCCUCUGACUCGUCGCCUCUCUUCAAGAGCGAGCCGGCACAGUGCGGCGUCGCAUUCUAAUUUGACAUCACAAGGACGGAGGUGGUGGAGGAGGUGGUGAUGGGGAAGGUAAUGGAUCAUGAAGGAGGUGGUGAUGGAGGAGGUGGCGAUGUGCUCUCUGGCUGCGCAGGGUUUGCCAGGGGAGCUGGGGAAGCGGGGCCCCCCAGGGUCUGGGGGCCCCCGGGGGCCGCGGGGCGAACCCGGCCUGGGCGGGGGGCCUGGGCAACCGGGGCAGCCGGGGUUCCCGGGGUUCCCCGGAGCAAAAGGGAUCAAAGGGGACACAGCUUCAAUCCCGCCGGGUCUGAUCGGACCCCCGGGUGAUUCUGGAUUUCCUGGGCGCGAUGGCGAGCAGGGCCCGGCCGGGAACUCCGGCCGCCAGGGCCCGCCCGGGACGCCGGGACGCGACGGGCCCCCGGGCUCUGCAGGACGCCCCGGUGCCCCAGGAGACCCGGGAGACGACGUCCCCGGGCUGAGAGGGGAGCGUGGAGAUGCGGGAGACGUUGGGUUUCCGGGACCCAAAGGCUUCUCUCGGCUGGUGCAGCCUCCACCACAGCCACUCACCAAGGGAGAGAAGGGUGACCCCGGGGACCCGGCGCGUGGCGGGGAACAGGGUCCACCAGGGCCCAGAGGGCAGUCGGGCUUCUCUGGUGAGCCAGGGGAUCCGGGAUUUCCGGGGCGGCCGGGGUUCGCUACGGGCGCACCGGGGGCCACCGGCCCAGAGGGGUACCCUGGGAGGAAGGGUCAGCCAGGAUUCCCGGGGUCACCAGGAAACCCAGGAUUUUCGGGGUUAAAGGGUGAACAGGGAGAUCGGGGUCUUCCAGGUCCUGAACCGUUCAGUGUGGGGCAGGAAGGCCCUCCCGGAGACACGGGGUCCCCUGGGAACCCCGGCCCGUCCGGUGCCCCCGGGAAUAGGGGGACCCCAGGAUCUCCCGGUCCUCCCGGCCAGAUCAUCGGUGGCCCAGCUGAGGAUGGUAUCCCUGGGUUUCCAGGCACGCGGGGGCCCAAGGGGUACUCCGGGGACCCCGGGGCCCAGGGGCAGGGGUACCCCGGCGUCUCCGGUUGGGAUGGAGCACCGGGGCCCCCUGGAGCUAAAGGGGCCAGCGCCGGGCAAGCCGGUGGGGGUGGCGGCGGGUCUCCCGGUCAACCCGGGGUUCCCGGACGAGACGGCCCUCCCGGAACUCGUGGGAGCCCAGGCAGCCCCGGGGACUGUGAUUGCCGCUCCAUUGCCGGGUCCCAGCCCUUCCCCGGCCGCCCUGGAGCCCCCGGCCCUCCCGGCCGCCCGGGGAUGUUCGGGGGCCUGGGCCCCAACGGGAGCAGAGGAGACCCGGGGCCCUCCGGCCCCACGGGCCUCAACGGCCUGCCCGGUGCGCCAGGACCCACAGGGCCCCAGGGGGAGAAGGGGGAGCGCGGGGAUCCAUCCAGGGUCUCUGCUACAGCUAAAGGCGAGAAGGGCAAUCCUGGUUUGCCAGGGCCGAGCGGACAACCUGGUCAGCCUGGGUCUCCGGGGUCAAGAGGACGAGAUGGGAACCCCGGGUUCCAGGGCCCCCCGGGAGACGCCGGCAGCAGCGUCCGGGGGGACAUCGGCCCUCCUGGGAACCCCGGGCGCCUGGCCGCCCCGGGGCAGCCCGGUGCCCCGGGGAUGGGGCUGGUCGGACUGCCGGGGGUUCAGGUACCUGGCGACCCUGGGAUUCCAGGUCUGCCCGGCUUUCCCGGCGCACGGGGACCCCAAGGUGACACUUUGCCGUGUCCUGUGAAGGGAGAAGCCGGCCGAUCGGGGCUGCCCGGAUUACCGGGCCCAAGAGGACCCCCGGGGCUGGACGGAUUCCGAGGGACCCCCGGGUUCCUGGGGACCCCGGGCCUCAAGGGGGACAUGGGGGACCCUGGGGUCCCAGGAGUGGGGGGCACACAAGGCUUCCCUGGGCUCCGUGGGGACCCAGGGCUGCCAGGCUCCCCGGGGCGACCCGGAGCAGCAGGGUCACUGGGGCAGCCCGGCCGACCCGGGACUCCGGGAGGCAAGGGGCCCCCAGGGGAUGUGCUGGGGGCCCGAGCCGGAGAGCCGGGGCCUUCAGGGCCCCCCGGGCCCCCCGGGGAGAAAGGGAUUCCCGGGGACCGUGGCCGGGAUGGGGAGAGAGGCAGGGACGGACCGCUUGGCUUUCCCGGGGUCAAGGGCGAUCGAGGGGUCGGCGGAUUCCCCGGAAGCCCAGGGCCCGACGGAAGGCCAGGGCCCUCCUCGCCGGGGCCCGCAGGCCUUCCCGGGCCCCCGGGGUCUUCAGGCCGGCCCGGCCAGAAUGGCUUCCCUGGCUCCCCGGGGCCGCAGGGAGACCCCGGGCUCUCGGUGUCCGAGGGAUACAAGGGGCUCGCCGGACCCCCCGGAUUCCCCGGGCGGCCGGGACCUCCUGGACCCCCCGGGUCUCCGUCUUCUCUGGGCCGGGAUGGGAACCCUGGGCAACCCGGCUUCCCCGGCCCCAAAGGAGACCCCGGGAUCCUAGGCUUCCCAGGCUCACCUGGGCCGAUGGGACGCUCAGGGGAGCCCGGCCUGCGCGGCCCACAGGGUCAGAACGGAGCCGCGGGCCAGCCCGGGGCCCCAGGGGCCAACGGCAGGAAAGGUGAGGGAGGAGACCUGGGGCAGCCCGGCCUCACUGUGGCCGGCCCUGACCUCCGCGGGCAGACAGGGGACCUGGGAGACACGGGGUUUCCUGGGACCCCGGGGUUCCCCGGUCGCGCAGGAGACCCGGGCCCCAACGGGAGACCAGGGGCCCCGGGUCGUCCCGGUUUCCCCGGCGCUCCCGGCUCCUUGCUGGGCCUCGUCGGAGACCCUGGGCUCCCCGGAUUUGCCGGAUUGGUGGGAGUCAAGGGCCGCGCUGGUUUUCCUGGACCCCCCGGAUUCCCAGGAUUUGUGGGACCCCCGGGAAGUGACGGCUUCCCAGGGCGCCCAGGAGACCCCGGCGGUGCUGGAUUCCGCGGCGCUAAAGGAGAACCGGGAGAUGCCCGGGGUCAGCCGGGCCCCCCAGGCUUCAAGGGCGAGGCAGGGACACCAGGGUUGCCUGGGGCCCCGGGCGAGGCUGGGUUUCCCGGGGAGCCUGGGCCCCCUGGUUUCCCGGGUGGAUCUGGACCAAGUGGUUUCCGUGGCGACGCCGGAUCCCCCGGUUUUCCAGGAGGUCCGGGUUCCCUGGGUGACGUUGGGGAUCGAGGCCCCGAUGGGUUUAACGGCCUCCCUGGGCCCCUUGGCCCCCCCGGUCCGAGUGGGCCCCCCGGCUCCCCAGGGUUUGCUGGGAGCCCCGGGCUCACCGGACUGGACGGGCUACCAGGAGGCAAAGGCCCCCCCGGCCCUCCCGGUGUGGGGGUGCCGGGUCCCUUGGGGCCCCCAGGACGGGAUGGCUCACCUGGGACCCCCGGAACGUCUUUUCCAGGGUCGCCGGGGGAACCUGGGGGGCCUGGGUUGCCAGGAGAUACUGGAUUCCCUGGGUUUCCUGGAGUGCCGGGACCCCCUGGGGAGAGGGGCCCUGUGGUGGGACCCCUUCCCGGGGAGCGCGGGACCCCGGGGUUCCCGGGGAGGGAUGGGGAGCCAGGGCGGCCUGGGUCCCCUGGCCGCCCGGGUGCUUUGGGACCCUCAGGGCCCAGGGGGAAGCCCGGCUUCUCUGGGGGCCCCGGAGGAAGUGGGGGCCCGGGGCUUGAUGGAGAUGCCGGAGCUCCUGGGACACCCGGCAGCCCUGGCUCCUCCGGAUACAAAGGCGGCCGUGGAGAUCCUGGCGGACUGGGAUUCCCCGGGCAGGAAGGCUUCCCCGGCGACCCUGGGUAUCCUGGAGAGCAGGGAGACUCGGGAUGGCCAGGCUCACAGGGCCCACCCGGGGCCCUUGGCCUGCCGGGCCCACAGGUGGACUUCACCGGCCUGAGGGGAGCGCCGGGGCCCAUCGGCCCUCCUGGGGAGCUGGGACUGGCCGGGCCGCCCGGUCCCCCGGGCCCCCAGGGAUUCCCAGGAGGCAGUGGGUCUCCGGGGCGUCCAGGGAAACAGGGAACCGACGGGUUCCCUGGCAGGAAGGGGGCAGCAGGGGAGCCGGGCCCAGCAGGGCCCCUGGGGCCCUCGGGACUCCCAGGCGAGCGGGGCUCCCCAGGGGCGGCGGGCGCGCCGGGCCUGGUGAGCGAUGCUGCGCUGGUGCGCGAGGACGGGGGAUUCCUGCUCGUCAAGCACAGCCAAUCGAUCGAGGUGCCUGCAUGCCCCCAGGGCAUGGCGCGCCUGUGGGAUGGCUUCAGCCUCCUCUACAUCGAGGGCAAUGAGAAGGCCGCCUCGCAGGACCUGGGCCUGGCGGGAUCGUGCCUGCCGCGCUUCAGCACGAUGCCCUUCGUCUACUGCGGCGUGGACGCCGUGUGCAGCUACGCGUCGCGCAACGACAAGUCCUUCUGGCUCUCCAGCACCGCCGCCAUUCCCAUGAUGCCCGUGUCCGGAGACGACAUCCGCCCCUACAUUAGUCGGUGCUCGGUGUGCGAGGCGCCGACACAAGCGAUCGCUGUGCACAGCCAAGACAGUGAAAUUCCACGGUGCCCGCCAGGGUGGCGAAGCCUCUGGAUCGGCUACUCCUUUCUCAUGCACAUGGCGUCGGCGGAAGGUGGCGGGCAGCCGCUGGAGUCUCCGGGCUCGUGCCUUGAGGACUUCCGCACGUCGGCCUUCCUCGAGUGCCAGGGCCCGCGUGGCACCUGCCACUACUUUGCGGACGAGCAAAGCUUCUGGCUGACGCGCGUAGCGGCCGCCUCCCAGUUCGCGCCGCCGCGGCCCGGCACCAUCAAGGACGCGUUCGGGCAGCGGUCACGCAUCAGCCGCUGCCAGGUCUGCUUGAAGAACGUGUGAGCGGCGGCGGCGAGGCGGCCGUGCGGUGGGAGGAAGGGGGGGCGCCACCACGAUGGGCCCCGCCGGUCCAGCCGGGGCCUUUGGGGGGGGGUGCAGGGGGGGGGGCAUCUCACGUCCGUGCUCGUCCAUUACUUAUCAAGCCGACGGAGGCUCGAUGCCCCCCACCCCACCCUGGUCAGGAUUGUGUCCGCGGGCAGUGUUAUGACGGAAUGGUGUUACCGGUGACGUCUAAUUUGCGUUCGUGACUCCGGCGCGCGGGUCUCACACUCCGGCGCGGGGGGGGGGGGCACCACGGAGAUGCAGGAAGGAGCGCGGCACCGGCGCCGCCUACGUGCGCCCGACCUCUGUGGUCCCGUAUUGGGAAUUUGUUGGCGACUCGAAUGGCGGGUGUCGUCUCGUGCUGGGAGAGGCUCCCAGCUCACCGCGGUACCCCAUGGAGUCUCCUGGAAAUUUGGUCGCCUCGGCGGAAUCCCGCUCGGUGCUGCGGCUGCGAUUGUGACAGGGAAUCGACUCGAAGUUCGGCGUUCCCUCAGGUGGCCAAUCGGUGAGCGCCAUUUGCCUGCUGCUGUUGGCUGCUGUAUGUACUUCGGUGCUGUAGAUUAAAUGGGAAUUGCUACGACUGGUGCUAUUUUAUAUUCUCCCCCCACCACGCCCCGUCUGCUCUGAGUGGAACGCUCCAUCACACUCGGGUGGAGGAGCAUUACAUUGCUGGCAGGGGGUGAGUGGGACACAGCUACAUAGGGACGUGAAGCUAACUCGGCGGCAAUGGACCCCAGCGUCUCCCUGUAUUGCAUGUCCUUCACGACGUAGUUAUACGCAAUGCCUUCAUUUACUCAUCAUCAUCAUCAACCAUGACCAAUCCACUGCGAGAUGAAGACCUCUCCAAGCCACCACCACCUCUCAUGAUCCGGCCAUCGAGUAAUCCACCUGGCAGAUCUCCCCCCCUUGGUGGAUGUUCUCGGAUUGCUCUUGCCGCUGGACGACUAUCGUCACGCCGUGCUCUCGGUGCAGCUAAAACAGAAACUGAAACCAUUGGUGCUUACAGGUGUGAGCUAGGAGCACCAAGUCUCAAGAUCGAAUGUAAAAGGAAGGCAUGUUCAGGGUUAUGUGCGUGUUGAGUAGCGCGUGUGUCUCUGUUUUUGUGUCUGUUUAUUGUGGGGAACGGUGGCACAGUGGUUAGCAUGCUGAGUUACAAACCCGGCGACCAGCGUUUGAUUCCUGCUCACGGUCAACACCAGCGACGAUUUUCUGGACCAGUCCCGGGCCUCUCCUGGGUCUACUCAGCCUUAAAUGAGUACCCGGUGUGAUGUGUCAUCAUCACUAGGGCGACAAAGGCGGCCGGGCGUGGUUCUAGCCACCCACCCCCUCGUGUACUGUACCGACCUUCAUAGGUGCUACUUGCUAACAGCACUUGCCC